This is a messenger RNA of Momordica charantia (bitter melon), 1959 nucleotides long. RefSeq names its product exocyst complex component EXO70B1. Gene Ontology annotation, molecular function: phosphatidylinositol-4,5-bisphosphate binding. Gene Ontology annotation, biological process: exocytosis. The record is from RefSeq and is a predicted model, not a curated record. Gene Ontology annotation, cellular component: exocyst. NCBI's taxonomy places the organism in Eukaryota, Viridiplantae, Streptophyta, Magnoliopsida, Cucurbitales, Cucurbitaceae.
UUUUCGUUUUCCCCACAAACGCAAAACCGCGUCCCCAUUUUCACCUCCUUCUCUUCUCUCCUCUUUUGGUUUGCAAAACCAAAUUUCCAUUCACUCUCUCCUCAAUUUCCUCACCCUUCGUCUCUUCUUUGCUCUGCUGCUGCUGCUUCCACCUUCUUCUUUCUCAUGGUUGACAACGGCGAGGAGAAGCUGCUGGCUAUGGCGCGCCACAUAGCCAAGACCAUGGGCCGUAACGAGUCCAUGGCCGAUGAUAUUUUCCAGAUUUUCUCCAAUUUCGAUGCUAGGUUUUCCCUCGAUAAGUUGUCUGAUAAGGUCGAUGAGGUUGAUCCCAGAGGCUCCGCCGCCUUGCACCGCACUCUCAAGUCUCUCGACCGCCGGAUCUCCCAAUACUUGGCCGCCGACCACCCGAUUUGGGCCGACUCCCGGCCGGGUUCGAGAAGGAGUGUUCGCACGCUUACAGUAGCUGCAGGAGGGAGUUCCUGGAGGAGAGUCUUUCUAGGUUGGGGUUACAGAAGCUGAGCAUCGAUGAGGUUCAGAAAUUGCCAUGGCAGGACCUUGAGGAGGAGAUUGAGCGCUGGAUGAAGGCGAUUACCGUCUCCCUCCGAAUCCUCUUCCCAAGCGAAAGACGCCUCUGCGACCGCGUCUUCUUCGGCCUCUCCUCUGCCGCCCAUCUCUCUUUCAUGGACGUCUGCCGAGGAUCAACGAUUCAGCUAUUGAAUUUUGCAGAUGCGGUAGCAAUUGGCUCGCGCGCACCGGAACGGCUGUUCAAAAUCCUCGACAUGUUCGAGACCUUCAGAGACUUGAUGCCGGAAUUGGACUCGGUGUUUUCGGACCAGUACUGUUUAUUGCUUAGAAACGAAGCAAUUACAAUCUGGAAAAGGUUGGGCCAAACAAUCAAGGGGAUCUUCAUGGAGCUUGAGAAUUUGAUCCGUCGUGAUCCUGCGAAAACUCCAGUGCCGGCCGGCGGGCUUCAUCCAAUUACUCGAUAUGUGAUGAAUUAUCUACGAGCAGCCUGUCGGUCGCGGCUAACUCUGGAGCAAGUUUUCGAAGAAACCGCUCUUCCCUCCAAGGAUUACACCAAGCUGGAGGACAGAGCAGCAGCAUCGUCUUCGUUAUCGGUUCAAAUGGACUGGAUUAUGGAGCUUCUAGAGAGCAAUUUAGAGGCGAAGUCGAAGAUAUACAAGGAUCUUUCCUUAAGCUCUGUGUUUCUGAUGAACAACGGCAGAUACAUUGUUCAGAAAGUGAAAGACAGUGAAUUAGGAUCACUUUUAGGCGACGAUUGGAUUCGAAAACACUCGGUGAAGAGCCGGCAAUACCUCGGGAAUUACCUGAAAAGCUCAUGGAGCAAGGUGGUCGGAGUAUUGAAAACGGACAGUGGCUCGUUAGCUCCAAGCGCCGCCACAAUGAAAGAGAAGCUCAAAUCAUUCAACUUGCAGUUUGAAGAAAUCUGCAAAACCCAAUCCACAUGGGUAAUAUUCGAGCAUCAGCUCAGAGAGGAAGCAAGAAUCUCGGUGGCCAAAAUCCUGAUUCCGGCCUACCAAAACUUCAUUGCAAGGUACCAGAGUUUGCCGGAGUUGGCAAAGCGUACAGACCGGCAUUUGAAGUACACGGCGGAGGACGUGGAAGCUCGGAUCACCAAGUUGUUCGAAGGAGGCAGCGGAUCGGGCAGUGGGCGGAAGUAAAGGGUAAGCCAUCAAUGUUCAAUAUCGCUUGUAAUAUAUCUAUACAAAACGCAAUCUUUAUGAAUGUUAGGUUAGCAGUUGGCAAAGAAAUUUUGGGUUGUAAUUCUAAUUGGUUUGAUCUGGUGAAACUGCAACUGGGUAUCUUUAGGGCCAUUCUGAAUAUGAUUUAAUCUCAAAGCUUUGCCAUGGAAGUUUUGAAGCUCUACUUGAAUGAUUGACAAUGGUGGAUUAGAACUGUUGGGCGUUUGAAACUAGAAUUACUGUUUGAUUGGUGCAA